CUUGGCAUGCGGGGAAAUGAAGGAUAGCGUCAAAUGUCGCUCAAGAUGCGCUGAUCUGCCGUGCGCAAACGUCUGUCGAGACGUUUACUCCGGUGGGGUGGCUCAUACUCCCAAUGCCUUCACAUUGCGACGAGGCUUCGCGAUGGGAGUAUAAUAAUAGGAUGUCUCGUGGAUGGAAAGAUGAUUGAAUGCAUGCAGUCAGCAGUCAAUUGAUUUUGACACGAUACCAUUCAAUCCUUCCAUCAUCGACAUGUCUCUCCUCAAGGCCCUCUCUGCCAUCGCAGCUUUUACAACUGGCCAUGUUAAUGGUCUGACAGUCAGACAGUCCCCGGCUGGAACAGCAACUGUUGAUAUUGCGAACCCCAGUGGCCCGGCCAAAUUCCUGGGUUCCGGCUUCAUCUACGGAUUCCCCGAUAACGGAAGAGAGUUUGACACCUCAAUCCCCGACUCCUUUGUCACGGACAUCAAGUUCCACGCCAGCCGUGCCGGGGGUGCCCAGAUUCUUGCCCCCGGUUGGAUCGGCGGACUCGACGGAUACCAGCAGCGCUUUGACUCGGCCCUCUCAAACUACCGAACCACACGCAAGUACGGAGCCGACUUCAUCCUCUUGCCCCAUGACCUCUGGGGUGCCGACGGUGGCCAGGCGGGAGGCUCGAUCUUCCCUGGUGACAACGGUAACUGGACAGAGACCGAGCUUUUCCUUCACCGUCUUGUCGAUGACAUCAAGUCGAACAACAUGCUGGACGGGCUCGUCUUUGACAUCUGGAAUGAGCCUGAUCUUGACAUCUUCUGGGCUCGAUCGUGGGAUCAGUACCUGGACUACUAUGUUCGGGCUCAUAGGAUCAUAAGGGCCGAACUUCCAGGCACUUUGAUCAGCGGGCCAUCAGCCGCCAACGCCCCAGCUAUCGACUUGGAAAACUGGAAGGCUUGGAUGUCAACCGUGGCAGCCAACAACGCUGUCCCCGACAUCUACUCCUGGCAUCAGAUCGGCGACUGGCAACGUGAACCCGACAGAGUUGUGCCUGACUUCAAGUCUCUCCAGAGCACCUACAACCUACCAGACCGACCAAUUGACUUGAAUGAGUACGCCUGGCCGUCCGAGCAGAACCCAGCCAACGGCGUGUUCUACCUCGCCCAGCUUGAACGCCACAACCUCCGCGGUCUCCGCGCCAACUGGGGUAGUGGCUCCGACUUGCACGACUACAUGGCCGACCUGCUCUUCAAGGACGUCAGCGGAACGUACAAGCCCAACGGGGAAUGGCAUGUGUACAAGUACUACGCUCAGAUGACCGGCGAGCGAGUCGCAACCACCGCCUCGGCUGAUCGGACGUUUGAUGUCUUUGCUACUGUUGAGAAUAACAGCGUCAAGAUCCUCGCGGGAACCAGGACCGUUCAGAAGAAUUACGAGAUCAAGAUUUCUGGACUCAGCAAACUUGGUCUCCCCAGCGACGGUUCUAUCCAAGUCCGCACUCUUCGUUUUGACUGGGCUGGCACCAAGGCUGAGGUUGGAGAGCCAGUCGAUUUAGGUGUUUCCAGCUUUUCGUCCGCUUCCGACAGUCUUACAAUCGUCGUCGAGCCACCUACCAACUCCACAGCGUUCGCGUUUGAGCUCUUCUGAGGUUGGGAGAGGCUCUUACCAGCUGCCUCAAUCAGCAAAUCCAGCCCCCUGAAUGUCAGCAGAGGCAAUGAAAGGAUGGACCUGAACAUAUGUAACCUUCUCUGUAGAUAGAUCGAUCCUAUUUUGCUAGUAUGUAACCAAACUUGCACGAGUACUUUGCAGGAAGCGACUUGCUCUAAGCAUUUACGACAUGAGACUCAGCAAUCUCAAUCACGGCGAGUCCGACGUGUCAAAUUCCAAG
This is a messenger RNA of Colletotrichum godetiae, 1859 nucleotides long. RefSeq names its product glycoside hydrolase superfamily. The record is from RefSeq and is a predicted model, not a curated record. The transcript has 3 exons. Lineage: Eukaryota; Fungi; Ascomycota; Sordariomycetes; Glomerellales; Glomerellaceae. Bases 251 to 1618 code for a protein of 455 amino acids.